CACUUUUUCAGCAGCUGAUGUUUGUAAACAAGAUGGAGACAUCUGUGCGAGUGUGCAGUUAGUCUUCCCUCGCGUUAUUUAGGUUCUUAGAUGCUUAUUUAACCGUCAAAAUUCAAAGCUUCUUUCGAACAAAUGGCGGCAGAGCCGCACAGGAGGGGUGUCAAGCCCAGUGGGCUCGUGGUGCGCCCGCAAGCCGUGAUCAAUGACAAAUCUUAUAUGGAUAGCGUUGUAGGAUUCAUCAAUGACGUUGUACCACAGGCUUAUACACAAGUGCAAAAAUCGGAUGAGAAGGAGGCAGUGCAGUGGUUGCAGUUUGCUUGCACAGAAGCUUACGGCGGCACGGAAAAGAAUAGAAAUGCCUCUCCACUUCUCAUUGUGGUCGGAUACAUGAACGGAGUUCAAAUAUGGUGCAUCUCGACAAAUGGUGAAGCACAAGAGGUUCUGUCUUGGAGGCAAGGUCCUGUAAGGGUCUUGAACAUUCUACCAACACCAGAUAGUAGUUCAGGCAAUGACAUGUUUGCGUCCAAACGACCCCUGGUUGCGUUGUGUGACAGCUCAAAUCCUGGACAACAAUUUUGCUCUGUGAGCAUCGUUUCCUUGAAAACAAUGGACCAAGCGCAUAACAUCAGGUUCAAAGAGCCCGUUCGUGAAAUUCACUCUAAUAAGAGGGUUAUGGUCAUCAGCUUCCAAGAAAAAAUUUUUGUUUACGACGCUCACACAUUUAAGGAACGCUUUUGCAUUUCAGGGUGCUACCCUUGCCCAGGACCAAACAAUAACCCAAUUGCACUACACAGUCGGUGGCUGGCAUUUGCUGACAAAACGCUCUAUCCGGUGCAUCAGACACGGGGUGGUGUCACCGGAGAAGGUGCGCAGUCGUACACCGCCACGGUCAUUCACGCAGCCAAAACCCUCUCGAAGGGGCUGUCCCUGUUCGGCGAGACGGUGGCCUCGAGCCUGACCGGCCACAAGGUCCCUUCCGUAGCCACCAAGAAGGACGGCCAGCGCUCGAGCCUCGGCAGCGGCUGCGGCAGUGUCGGCGGAGGCGCCAGCAACGGCAAAUUCCCCGGCGUCGUGUCCGUGGUGGACGUGCUGGGGGUCUCGGGGAGCCAGUUCAGCUCGGACGAGGACACGGACGCGGAGGGCCUCCUUGCACACUUCCAAGCCCACCAGGGGGAGCCGGUGGCGGCACUCAAAUUCGACCCUAGUGGCACCCUGCUGUUCACCGCCGACUGUCCUGGGCACAACUUCCACCUGUUCCACCUGCUGCCGCACCCAGGGGGCCCCGCGUUUGGAAGCGUGCACCACCUAUACACGUUGCAUCGAGGAGACACCACCGCCAAGAUCCAAGAUGUGGCCUUUUCCCUGGACAGUAGGUGGAUAGCAGUGAGCACCUUGAGAGGGACAUCCCAUAUUUUUCCUAUCACUCCUUAUGGAGGCCCCAUCACCCGACGGACCCACACCUCUCCCCGAGUUGUGAACCGGCUGAGCAGGUUUCACAAGAGCGCGGGCCUGGAAGAGAUCCAGUCGGCCCCCUCCACGGGCCGCAACAGCCCUGUGCUCUCUGGAAGCCCCAGCUCUUCGAGCUCGUCUAGCAGCACCCUGGAGAAGUAUGCGUGCGGCCUGGGCCGCACGGGCAACCCGCGACCGUUCCCGUCGCCCACGGUGGUGGUGCCCCUGUCGCAGAUCAAGCAGGGGGUGGGCUUCUCGGUGCCCAGCAUCGGGAAUCCCUCGGUGCCUCGCAGCCCCCCUGCCAGGGGACGCAGGGUCAGCGGCUCCGCGUCCAGUGCGGGGGAGGCCUUCAGCAUCGCCGCAGCCUUCGCCCCUCCCCGCGCCUGGCUGGUGGGCAGCCCCAGCACUGCACGCGACAAGAAAGAAAAAAACCCUGUCGACUCCCUGUUCAUUAUGAACUGCAAUGGCAUCCUGACUGAAUACAUCAUCGAUCCCCGCCCCUGCACCGCCGGAAACAAAGUUAGCGAGGACUCGCCCAUUGAAUUGGACGUGACUGCCUAUGCCCAGUGGAACCUGCUCAGGCCACCUUCGAGUCCUGAUACAAAGCAACCCCUUGGCAGCAGCAACCCCCUCAUGACGACUCAGCAGGCUCCCAGUGCACCUGUAACAAAGCGUUCAUUCAAAGACGUCAACGGAAUGAAUCGCAUGGACGGAAGCGGAGGGGACUAUCGUCACCAGGCGAACGAUGACAGCUGGCUCUCACAGGUGGAGAUCAUAACUCAUGUUGGGCCUCAUCGGAGGCUAUGGAUGGGGCCUCAGUUUUCUUUCAAGAUCAUCAACGUGCCAACAAAUACGACCACACCAAAUAUGUCUGUCCCUAUGUCGCAGAGCCCAGAGAAAUAUGCAAUGCUCUCCUCCGACAUGUACGGAGAGGACUCCGACGUCCAGAGUCCGGGAUUCAGCGGUCCAGUGUCAGUUCCCAUGGCAGUGCCAUCUAUGAGCACUUACUUCUCGGACAACGUGUUUCCUCCCCUGCUGAUUGAGGCCACUUCUGGGAGCUUUGAAGGCCCCCCGAGCCUGCUGGAAGUGUGUGGCAACUGGUCGGACAGUUCGGGGACCUCUUCUCAGGCCAACAGUCAGGACCAGCUCAUGGAGAGGAUUGCCGACGCCAUGAACGAGUCUCCCUACAAGGAGAGGCAGCCAGUUCGCACACCCAGUGGCGGCGAGUUGACUUGCUUCGAGGAUGCAGGGUCCCGGUGCAACUCCGACGUGUCUCUCUACCACUCGCCAAGCCAGAGCACGGAGCACCUCCUGGUGUUCUCCUCCAACCAACAGGACUCUAUGUAGUUCAUUGAUGUGCAAGAAGGGACUACUUGGGUAUGUGCAGUCAGGCCCAGAGGCAACCACGAGUAAGGAAGUGUUGGAUACGGUACCCAAACGAUUACCUGCACCUGUCCGGAUUUGUCGGGACCAGCGGCGUGUUCCCUGAAGAGAGAGGCCGGCCAACUUGCCUGCAUAUCUUGAUCAGGGACGGUGCAAGCAGCUUCCCAUCGAAGCGUCUCGAUCCUUCCAUCCAGUCAAUCACUUCCUCUGGUUAGCUUGUAAUGCGUCUGGCCAUAACAGCUGAGCUUCGACACCCCCAAGACGGCUACUGCUCAACUGCCUGUUACAAGAGUGUCAACCUUGUUAUGCUUGUUUUUGUACAAAAAUUAUAUAUUCAUUUCUGAAAGAUGAUAUUGACGAAGGUCGUGUUUAAUGUCGUUUGCUUCCUUAGUUGUGGGAAAGGGGGGGGGAGUACAAGGGGUACUGUGGCUACAUAUGGGAUCCAGUGAUGUAGCCUGCUCUACAAACAUGUGGCAAAUUGGUCAUUUAGUGACAUAACACCUACUAUAUAGCACUGUACAUGAUGUCAUGCAUUUUAUGAAAAGCAAUAAAAAUUCUGAACACUUUAUCUAAAUUA
Molecule: messenger RNA, 3409 nt
Organism: Ixodes scapularis (black-legged tick)
Lineage: Eukaryota; Metazoa; Arthropoda; Arachnida; Ixodida; Ixodidae
Gene: rudhira
Product: BCAS3 microtubule associated cell migration factor
Exons: 22
Coding region: 133-2796 (887 amino acids)
Biological process (GO): response to starvation; autophagy
Cellular component (GO): cytoplasm
Molecular function (GO): protein binding
Source: RefSeq, a predicted model, not a curated record